CACGGAUACUCAAUCAAAUGGCUGCGUCAACCUGACGGGUAGCUCAGAAUGCUGUGGAGAUCCUCCAAAUAUAUGUCCUAUCCUUCUAUGGCCACUUGUAUAUUUCAGCUUCGUUCUCUUCGUCUUUCUACGCCAUCUGUCUAUCUGUUUUCACCGGUUUCUACUUGCUCCGAAGAUCUCUACCCAAGAUGGUCUUCAUACCGCCAGCAAGCUCCCCAGCAAUGCUUGACGUUCCUGACACCGUUUCGCUGCCGGAUUUCGUACUGGACAACAAAUACCGAUCGGUGCCCCAUGAACAGGCGAGGAAUCCAUUCACGUGCGGCUUGUCAGGGACGACAUAUACGUCAUUGGAGUGGAAAGACAGGAUCGGCUGGCUUGCCAGAGCUCUUCGCCAGGAGCUGGGAUUCGAGGUCAACCAGGGGACAGAGUGGGAGAAAAUCAUUGGCAUUUAUACUUUGAAUACUGUCGAUACUCUGACAGUAUCAUUCGCGGUUCAUUACCUUAAUGGAAUUGCCUCACCCGCCAAUGCAGCGUACUCAGCUGCCGAGCUUGGAUACCAGUUAAAAUUCGCAGGCGCGAAAGCCAUUUUUACCUGCAUCCCUCUCCUCGAAAAUGCUCUGCAGGCGGCAAAAAUUGUUGGAAUCCCAGAAAAGCAUGUCUACAUAAUGGAAAUGCCAGAUGCGUUCACAGGUGGCAAGAAGGUACCAUUCAAGACUGUAGGAGAGCUCAUCGAGCAGGGUAAGCAUUUGCCAGCUAUUGAGUCCUCGAAAUGGACCCAGGGCCAAGGUGAGAGACAAACCGCGUUCCUAUGCUUCUCAAGUGGCACAUCCGGAUUACCAAAAGGAGUCAUGAUCUCCCACCGGAACUGCAUCACGAACAUCAUCCAGAUAACCCUUCACGAACAAUUCGCUCGCGCCGGAAAGGGGCCUAAAGGAGGGCCACGCCGAGAUGUAGCCCUGGGCCUUCUCCCAUUCUCCCACAUUUACGGCCUCGUAAUCAUUUGCUUGACCGGCGCAUUCCGCGGCGACGAGACCAUCGUGCUCCCCAAGUUCGAGCUGGCGACCUUACUCCAAGCCAUCCAAGAAUACAAGAUCAGCGUCCUCUUCAUCGUUCCUCCCAUCGUCAUCGGUCUCAUCAACGCCCACCAAAUCUCCUCCCGCUACGACCUCACCUCCGUAGAAUCAAUCUUCACCGGCGCCGCCCCCCUCGGCGAGUCCACGGCUCGCGACCUCGCGAAACUGCACCCGACCUGGCUUAUCCGCCAAGGCUACGGAAUGACCGAGACGUGCACAGGCGUGUGCCUCACGACAGAAGAGGACGUCUGGUUCGGCUCCGCAGGCCACCUGCUCCCGGGCUUCACAGUCAAGAUCGUGCGCCCCGACGGCUCCGAAGUCACAGCCCACGACGAGGAGGGAGAGCUACUCGUGCAAUCCCACUCCGUCGUGCUGGGAUACCUCAACAACCCCGCCGCGAACGCGGAGACUUUCCUCCCCGACACGGAUGGAAAGGGGCGCUGGAUUCGCACGGGGGACGUGGCGAUCGUUUCUGUCGCGCCGAGUGGGAAUGAGCAUAUCACUAUUACGGAGCGGAUUAAGGAGCUCAUCAAGGUCAAUGUAAGUCCCCACUACUUACUGACGUAAUCCCCAUAUAUCCCCGUCUAACGAGACCAGGGACACCAAGUCGCACCAGCUGAGCUGGAGGCUCUUCUCCUCUCGCAUCCGUCUGUUGCGGAUGCAGCUGUGAUUCCUGUGCCGAAUGAUCGUGCUGGCGAGGUUCCUCGCGCGUAUGUGGUUAAGUCGUCGAGGGUGUCGAUUGAGGAUAAUGAUAAGAUUGUUAAACGUGAUAUUGCGAAGUAUGUGGAAGCGAAUAAGAGUCGGUAUAAGUGGUUGGCGGGGGGAGUUGAGUUUAUUGAUGUGAUUCCCAAGAGUCCGAGUGGGAAGAUUUUGAGGAGGUUGUUGAGGGAUAAGGAGAAGGAGGAUAGGAGG
Pseudogymnoascus destructans is the source of this 1985-nucleotide messenger RNA. RefSeq lists its product as uncharacterized. Gene Ontology annotation, molecular function: CoA-ligase activity. Bases 189 to 1640 code for a protein of 483 amino acids. The transcript has 6 exons. The record is from RefSeq and is a predicted model, not a curated record. Lineage: Eukaryota; Fungi; Ascomycota; Leotiomycetes; Thelebolales; Thelebolaceae.